UAUACUUCAUUACUACAAGCUCAAAAACCCCUGAGCCCUAAUUCGAAAGGAAGAAGAACAAGCAAAGCACACGCACUGAGCUCUUGCCAACUCCGGCGAGCCACCGAUCGAUCGCCACCGUCUUCGCCGCCGCCGGUGAGUGUGCAGUCAAAUUUCAGUUACUUGUUCGGUGUAGUGAAAAACACUGCAUAGAGAAUGGAGAAGAUGAGAAUAGAAGAGGUUCAGUCCACAACGAAGAAACAGCGUGUUGCUACCCACACUCACAUCAAAGGCCUCGGUCUUGAGGCGAGUGGAAAAGCAUUGCCUUUUGCUUCUGGGUUUGUGGGACAAGCAGAGGCAAGAGAAGCAUGUGGUCUUGUGGUUGAUAUGAUACGUCAGAAGAAGAUGGCUGGCCGUGCACUUCUCCUUGCCGGGCCGCCGGGAACCGGCAAGACGGCUUUAGCACUCGGGAUAUGUCAGGAGCUUGGGACUAAGGUUCCUUUUUGCCCAAUGGUUGGAUCAGAAGUGUACUCAUCUGAAGUGAAGAAGACUGAGGUUCUUAUGGAAAAUUUUAGAAGGGCUAUUGGUCUGCGGAUUAAGGAAAAUAAGGAAGUGUAUGAAGGGGAGGUAACCGAGCUCUCUCCGGAAGAGACUGAGAGUGUUACGGGUGGUUAUGGCAAAAGUAUUAGCCAUGUGAUAAUUGGAUUAAAGACUGUGAAAGGAACCAAGCAACUCAAGUUGGACCCUACCAUAUAUGAUGCCUUGAUUAAGGAAAAGGUAGCUGUUGGGGAUGUUAUAUAUAUUGAGGCAAAUAGUGGGGCUGUGAAAAGGGUGGGCCGGAGUGAUGCUUUUGCUACCGAGUUUGACCUUGAAGCAGAGGAAUAUGUUCCACUUCCUAAAGGAGAGGUUCAUAAAAAGAAGGAGAUUGUUCAGGACGUAACCCUACAUGAUCUGGAUGCUGCGAAUGCACGACCUCAAGGAGGGCAGGAUAUUCUGUCUCUUAUGGGUCAGAUGAUGAAACCCAGGAAAACAGAAAUCACCGACAAGUUGAGACAAGAAAUAAAUAAGGUUGUCAAUCGAUAUAUUGAUGAAGGUGUAGCAGAGCUUGUUCCAGGAGUUCUGUUUAUUGAUGAGGUGCAUAUGCUAGAUAUGGAGUGUUUUUCCUAUCUGAAUCGUGCUCUAGAGAGCUCCCUAUCUCCCAUAGUAAUCUUUGCUACAAAUAGAGGAAUUUGCAACGUAAGAGGGACUGAUAUGGCCAGUCCUCAUGGCAUACCCGUUGACCUGUUGGAUCGGUUGGUGAUCAUUCGAACACAAAUCUAUGGUCCUGCUGAGAUGAUACAGAUUCUAGCUAUCCGUGCUCAAGUAGAGGAACUAGUUGUGGAUGAAGAAAGUUUAGCUUUCCUUGGAGAGAUUGGACAAAGGACAUCUUUAAGGCACGCGGUUCAGCUUUUAUCACCUGCCAGCAUUGUUGCAAAAAUGAAUGGCCGAGACAACAUUUGCAAGGCGGAUCUCGAUGAAGUUUGUUCUCUAUAUUUGGAUGCCAAAUCUUCAGCCAAACUACUUCAAGAGCAGCAGGAAAAAUACAUCACAUAAUUUUAUUUUCAAACUGUUGCUUCUCUACUUCGUCUCCAGCAUGGCUUGGAUAAUUGGUUUGAAGAAUAUAUCUGGAUAUUAUCAGUGGUAGCAGGAACCUGAGAUACAGAACCUGACUCAUUGGAUAUGUCAUGAUUGAAGUUUGCUGUAAUUUAUUACUGAAAUCAUGAUUUUGGGAUUAUUUUGUUCAUCACAUUCUGACAACAGAAAGCCAAAAAGCAAAUGAGAAUUUAGUGAGGCACAUUUGUUCUCCCACUUUUUUUCUUUUUUUGUUUCCUAUUUGUUAUUCUACAACUUUUAAUGGCUAUGGAACAUUUUUAUUCUACAA
Molecule: messenger RNA, 1900 nt
Organism: Lotus japonicus
Lineage: Eukaryota; Viridiplantae; Streptophyta; Magnoliopsida; Fabales; Fabaceae
Product: ruvB-like protein 1
Exons: 11
Coding region: 196-1572 (458 amino acids)
Biological process (GO): regulation of transcription by RNA polymerase II; box C/D snoRNP assembly; chromatin remodeling
Cellular component (GO): Swr1 complex; Ino80 complex; NuA4 histone acetyltransferase complex
Molecular function (GO): ATP binding; DNA helicase activity; ATP hydrolysis activity
Source: RefSeq, a predicted model, not a curated record